Molecule: messenger RNA, 540 nt
Organism: Drosophila novamexicana
Lineage: Eukaryota; Metazoa; Arthropoda; Insecta; Diptera; Drosophilidae
Exons: 2
Coding region: 20-418 (132 amino acids)
Source: RefSeq, a predicted model, not a curated record
UUAACUAAACCUAAUAAUAAUGGACUCUACGUUUGGCAAUGUGUUUCUGUUCCUCACCGAUUUGGCUUGGAAGAGUCGUUUGACAAUACCAUUGCUGGUCACAACAGCUUUCCUGGUCAUGGACAUACGCUUGCAGAUCGAGAUUAACAUCCAGACGGGACAAGUGAAUGCCAGCGACCUUGAUGAGCAGGACGACGCUUUCGAGGAACAAUUGGCGCACGGCGCAGCGUUUGCAAUGGAAGAGGAGAGCGACGUCUAUACGGAUGAUCUCGAGGAGUAUAAUAGCGAGUAUACCAACGGAGAUGGUAACAGCAGCGACACGUCACGUUACAGCGUGGAUAUCGACGAUGACCUGGGCUCCGAGUAUGACGUCGAGAAUGAUCUCGAUGCUUACUAUGCGAGCGAAAUUCACUUCUAGCUAGACUACUUCGAAUAUAAAUUUUAAGAGUAAUAUAUGUACAUGUUAGAAGCUAAUUUCUGUAGAUUGUAGAUGUAUAUGCAUAUAGCCCCAAUAUUACGUGUUUGUAUAUUUCGGUGUAA